AUGGAUGAACCAAAGUUACCACCAAAUUACUGCCCAUUAGCAGACGGCAAAACUGGAUUUUUGCACGUUUUGAUGACGAGAACGUUACUGAUAUAUCACGCAAUUGGAAAAAGUACACGACUUUUGGGAAUUAUAAGAGUUGUGCGCGUCGCAAUUUUGUUGAGUCUUGGUAAGGAAAGUACAUACAAAUCUUGUAUCACAUACUAACAUUACAUUAAGAAGAGUGAAAUAAGGCUUUGAUAAAGUAGAAUGUGUUAGAAUAGGUCAGGGUAAGGUAAGAUGCAGUAAAAUUGUACGGUUACGUUACAAUUGGGUAGGACUACGGCAAGUAAGGGUAUAAUUAAGCACGACUAUAUGAUGAUUAUGGUAGGGAUAGGUAAACUUAAGGAAAGCUAGAGUAAGUCUAAGGUAGGGUUAGGCUAAACUUAAGUAAAUAAAGCUAUAGUAGUUCUAAAUCAAAGCAGAAAUAAAAAGCAAUUUAUAAAAAAUUUUAUUUCAGUUUUCUACCAGCUAUGCUACACUCUUUACUUCAUGGCCGCCUAUCGAGGUCAACGUCUGGAUCGAUCGUUGGUUUAUUUCUGCUGGUUGUUUCAAUCAUUCAUCUCUAUGGUAGGUGCAAGGCAAGGGUGUAGCCAGAGGUAGACAAAAGUAGGACCAGGUUAAGGCAAGGGUAAGGAUAAAGUAAAAGAAGGAUAAGACGAUGAUAUGGCGAGGGUAUGGCCAGGUUAGGGCAAGUUUAGGGCAAAAAUAAGGCAAGAGUAGUACUAGGGUAAGGCAAGGGUAAGGCCAAGGCAAAGCAAGGGUAUGGUCAAAGUAAGGCCAAAUAAAUUACAGGCCUGGUCUUAAAUCUCUCUUCUAUGACAUUAAUAAGAUCAAUACUAUUAAUAAUACUUGUCGUCAUAACAAAGUUAUUUGUUAAGUGAUACUUGUAUUGCAUUAAAACCACACGGUAACAUUGUUUACAAUUCUAAAGUUAAAAAUAAAUUGAUUACAAGGAAGUUAUGAGUUGUAGUAAUAAGGCAAUUACUAUUAGUACAUACGAUACAUAAUAUAGUACGUAUUUGCUCUACGAUAAAGACUUGAUGUACGCGUUCUUCUCUAUAACUUCUCAAUGUAGCUUAAUAUAAACGAUAUUAUUCAUCAGUUCUUGAUAAAUCUAGAUAUUCAUGUCACUUAUACAUUACUAUAAUAUGACAAUACUCAUAUCAAAAUUUAGGUAUUCAUCGUAUAUUGGCAGAGAAAAGGACAGCUCAAGUCUCUGGUCGAAAUUGUACCAUGGAGAAAUGCGAUGUGCGAAAAUCAAACCUUGAAAAAGAACAAAAUUUGCAAAACUUUUCUAGUCUUCUAUGGAUUACUGAUAUUGAUCCUCACCAUCAAUGUCAUCAAUAUUGUCAAAGGAUUUGUCAACCCAGACUUGAGGCAUUAUGAUCCUGGAUUGUUAAAUGUAAGCCUAAAUUUUUAAUUUUUGCAAAAAAAAAGAGAAUUUGUGAUCGGUUUUACAAUUUUAUGAGUAAAAGAACGAAAUGUCACAAAAUUUAUUGAUUUUGUAAAAAAUAUUAAAAAGAGCAACUUUUUACUUUAAAAAUAAAAAAGUUGUUAAUUUUAAACCACAAUUAUUUAUUGCAUACUAAAAUUUAGAUAAAUGCUACAUUUGGAAAAGCUAACGAAAUGUCACAAAAAUUAUUGAAUUUUUCAACUUAUGAAAAAUGAAAAAAGGGUUCAUUUUACAAUUUAGAAAUGACAUAAUUUGUCAAUUUCAAACUACAAUUACGUAUUUUAGACUGAAAUUGAAUUCAAGACAUAUACUGGAAAAGUUGACGAAAUGUCACAAAACCUAUUGAUUUGAAAAACUAUAAAAAAGUUAAUUUCAUACUUAAAAAAAAACAACUCUUGUUGCUUUUAAACCACAAUUACGUAUUGUAGACCAAAAAUUGAGGCAUUAAAUAUUGGAAAUGUUGACGAAGUGUCACAAAUUUUAUUGGUUUUUGAAAAAAUUAAAUAAUUUUAAAACUUUGAAAAAGGUUAGUAGAGUAGGGAAAAACAAGUGUAAAAUACGAAUUUAAUUAGGAUAAUUUCCAAAAUUACAACUUUUUAUUUUAGGGUUACGGCAAGAACCUCUGGUUCAUGUCCAACAUAAUAGCCAUGUACGCCUUCUUUGUAUGGAAUACAGUAAUCACUUUCUAUGUUAUGACAUCGAUCUGUGUUCAUCAACAAAUCAAGAACUUUAAUGAGACAUUACACUUGGUUGGUGAGUCAAAUGACAGUGAUCAAAUAGCUGAGGAACUGCUCGAUAAGUAUGUGGAACAUGUUCGAAUUGGCAAAAUGAUACGACAAGCUGACAAAACCUUUGAAGUCUACACGUUUUUGAUGUUAGGGACUAACAUACCUACAACUAUAUUUACAUUACUAUCAUUGUUUCAUAGUAUGGACUCUGGAUGUUUCGAGUUGAUCAUGGGAUUGCCUGAUCUUUUGUUCUGCGUUCUGGAGAUUUGCAGUUUGACACUUCAUCCUGCUCGUGUUUUUUCAUCGGUAAAAACAAUUUUUUAAAAAUAAAAUAAAAAUUAUUUAUAUUUUAUAUUUAAAAAAAAAUUCAGAUCCGCUACACCGAAGCCAUUGUCUAUGCCAACAAGAACAUUUGGGUACCAUUCAAUUCCAAAGUGUAUCAAGUCGCUCAGAUGUUUGUGAAUCACUGUAAUCAAAACACAUUGGGAAUCUCAUUAUGGGGCUUUGCUGUUGUCACAAAGCCGUUGAUCUUGACUACAAUAUCAUUGACUUUGACUUAUCUUACUUUACUGUUGGAGAUGAAUGCUCCAGCUAAACUGAUCGGAGCCUAUUCUGAUGCUAUUAAUAGUACUCUUAGAGUUUGA
This is a messenger RNA of Bursaphelenchus okinawaensis, 2867 nucleotides long. The record is from the annotation of a GenBank genome assembly. Lineage: Eukaryota; Metazoa; Nematoda; Chromadorea; Rhabditida; Aphelenchoididae.